GCGUGUUUCAACAGAUGGCUCUCAGUGUCCCGCUUCAGCCAGUACUCACUCUCUCUGUGCACUUAGAGCUUUCCUGUUAGAGAGAGAGAGAGACAGAGAGAGAGAGAGAGAGAGAGAGCAGUUCAGUUUAAGAAAGUGAAAGGGCUUUGAGAACUUCUCCUUUUUCGUUGUUUGAAAACUUUUCGUCUACUCUCUAGUGAGCAGUAGAGAGAAAAGAUAGAGGGAGAGAGAGGAGGGUGGCGUGAGUGGGACGUUGACCCCCGCUGCUCUUACUCUCUCUUGGCCGGCUGCUCUGGGGGAUCCACUGCUAGUCUCAGGCGGGACAAUAAACCACCUGCUCCAAGUCCGGGGGCUUACACCGCCAACACUGGACCUGCAGCGCUGUGCGUGAGGCCCGAAGCCUCAACACUCUGACGCACAAACGAAUUCCCAUCAGCUGUUGAGGGUGGACCUGAGUGCUUGACAGGUUUGCUGGAGCUGCAUAUAGAACUGAAUGGCUGCACACAGGCUUUAGAGACACCAGUGCUCUUCUGUAUAAGAAAUCAUUAGGUCUUUCUUGGAAGGCCUAGAAGACCCUGAAGGUUCCCCUCUGGUGUGGACAGAUAGGCUUCACCAUUAUUCAGCGCUUCCAGUGAGGCGUUGCGAGGCCAGGCUGCAAGUAGUGUGAGCAGGAGCCCAGACGUAGGAUCUGAGGCCGGCGCUCGGAGGGUGUUACCAUGGCGACCAGCGGGCAGAUGGGCCGGUUGGUUGUGCUGUUGGCCGUGGUGGUGGUGGCCCACGCCUCCAUCUUCCUGUCCAACCACAGGAUGAAACCUCGUUUUAACCGGGACCGCCGCAACAUCCGGCCCAACAUCAUCCUCAUCCUCACUGAUGACCAGGACAUCGAGCUGGGCUCCAUGCAGGUGAUGAAUAAGACUCGGCGGAUCAUGGAGCAGGGUGGGACACACUUCUCCAACGCCUUUGUGACCACACCCAUGUGUUGCCCGUCGCGCUCCUCCAUGCUGACGGGGAAAUACGCCCACAACCACAACACCUACACCAACAACGAGAACUGCUCUUCACCCAGCUGGCAAGUCCAGCACGAGCCACGCACAUUCGGAGUCUAUCUCAACAACACGGGCUACAGGACAGCGUUCUUUGGGAAGUAUCUGAAUGAGUAUAAUGGCAGCUACAUCCCUCCCGGCUGGCGAGAGUGGGUGGGCAUUGUGAAGAACUCCCGAUUCUACAACUACACCAUCUGCAGGAACGGCGUCCGAGAGAAGCAUGGAUUCGAAUACUCACAGGAUUACCUGACAGACCUCAUAACCAAUGACAGCAUCAGCUACUUCCGCAUGUCCAAAAAGAUCUACCCUCACAGGCCAGUGCUAAUGGUCAUCAGUCAUGCUGCCCCCCAUGGGCCAGAGGACGCCGCGCCGCAGUACACCACCGCCUUCCCCAACGCAUCCCAACACAUCACUCCCAGCUAUAACUACGCUCCUAACCCGGAUAAGCACUGGAUCAUGCGCUACACCGGCCCCAUGAAGCCCAUCCACAUGGAGUUCACCAACAUGCUGCAGAGGAAGCGUCUGCAGACGCUGCUGUCCGUUGACGACAGCGUGGAAAAGAUAUAUAAUAUGUUGGUGGACACUGGCGAACUGGACAACACCUAUAUCAUCUACACUUCUGACCACGGCUACCACAUUGGUCAGUUUGGACUGGUCAAGGGCAAAUCCAUGCCUUAUGAGUUUGACAUACGAGUGCCCUUCUUCAUACGAGGCCCCAACGUGGAGGGAGGAACCAUCAACCCCCACAUCGUGCUGAACAUCGACCUCGCCCCCACCAUUCUGGACAUCGCCGGGCUGGAUGUUCCUGCGGACAUGGAUGGCAAGUCCAUCCUUAAACUGCUUGACACGGACAAACUGAUGAACAGGUUCCAGUUCAACAAGAAGGGGAAAGUGUGGAGGGACUCCUUCCUGGUGGAGAGAGGGAAACUACUUCACAAAGUGGUGCAUGAUGGGAAGGAAGUGGCUCAGGAGGAAAAUUACCUUCCCAAGUACCAGCGAGUCAAAGACCUGUGCCAGCGUGCAGAAUACCAAACACCCUGCGAGCAGAUCGGACAGAAGUGGCAGUGUGUGGAGGACUCCACUGGGAAGCUGAGGCUGUAUAAAUGUAAAGGCAUGGCCAGCCUGUCUACAGUGAGGAAGCAGCCAAUGUCCAGUGUCAAGUCCCAGCUAUACCAGCAUAGCCCUGACACCAAUGCUAAUGCCGAUGCUGAACCUGACGACUGCAACUGUGAUGACUUUGGAAACUACAGACUGAGUGCCCUGAAGAAGAAGAAACUGCUGUCCAAGAAGAAGCUGAAGGCACUGAAGAGCUACUCCAGGAACCGCUACGCUCGCGCCGUCUCUAUGGAGAUGGGAGGAGAUCUGUAUGCAGUGGAUCUGGACACAGGCUACCGGCCGGUCAACGGGAGCACCCUGAGCCCUGGGCAGCAGGAGGAGGAGGGCUUCAGCGGGAUGGGGCCAACCACAGCGGAGCCGCAAACCAGCAACAGCCUGGUGCCUUCGUCUAUUAAAGUCACGCACAGGUGUUCUAUUUUGGCCAAUGACACAGUAAAGUGUGAUCUCGGCCUGUACAAGUCACUGCAGGCAUGGAAGGACCAUAAACUCCACAUCGACCAUGAGAUCGAGACACUACAGACGAAGAUUAAGAAUCUGAGAGAGGUCAGAGGCCACCUGAAGAAAGUGCGGCCUGAGGAGUGUGACUGCAACAAAUACAUCUACAAGUCCAAGUUCAAGAGUAAGCUGAGAAAAUACAAGUCAGGUAGCAUCCACCCAUUCAGGAAAGGCCAGGAGAAGGACAAGAAGGCUUGGCUGCUGUUGGAGCAGAAGCGCAGGAAGAAGCUGAGGAAGCUGCUGAAGCGUCUCCGGAACAACGACACCUGCAGCAUGCCCGGCCUCACCUGCUUCACACACGAUAACCAGCACUGGCAGACUGCCCCCUUCUGGACCAUGGGACCAUUCUGCGCAUGCACCAGCGCCAACAACAACACCUACUGGUGCAUGAGGACCAUUAAUGAGACGCACAACUUCCUCUUCUGUGAGUUCGCUACAGGCUUCCUGGAGUACUUUGACCUCAAUACAGAUCCAUAUCAGCUGGUGAAUGCAGUGAACACACUGGACCGGCACGUUCUCAACCAACUGCACGUUCAGCUCAUGGAGCUGCGAGGCUGCAAGGGUCAUAAACAGUGUAACCCACGCACUCGCAACUUGGACCUGGAGGGCAGAUUUGGGAAGGAUGGGAGGGAUAAGAGCCUGGCGGAGGACGACACGGAAAGCACCCGGCCGUUUCCGUGGGCGACGAACUGGUCCGAACUUGAACCCUUGUACAGACUUGACGAGCACGCCUACGAUCUCAACCUCAACUUCACCCUGAGCCUGGAGGACUGGGACCACUUUCGCCACUCUGUGGACCGCAUGUUUGCUCUCCUGGACAACGACAACCACCCACGGGACCUAGGGGGUGGGGCCAGAGGAGGAGGAGGCCAUGCCCUUGUGUCCUCCACCAGCCGCUCAGCUUCAGUCGCCUACCUGACCACUUUGGCGACACCCGCUUUUCUCCUGAGGAAGGCAGGAGCUGAGGUCCUUAGAGACGCUUUGGGACUGAACCGGGAGACACGCCCUUCUUCCUCAGCCCCUCCCACCUCCUCCUCUUCCACUUCAUUGCAUCUCCCCUCCUCUGUCUUGCAACCAGACAGGGGUGCAGACUGGGACAUCCCUCCAGAGCUGCUGGGGGGUGGGUGGAGAGAGGGGGAGGAGAGAGAUAGCGAGGAAGAGGAGGAGGAAGAAGAUGAGGAGGAGGAGUUAAUUAGAAAACGGACAGGCCGUAGGAGACUUGGUUCCGCCCACUGUGACUGCAGCGACUUUUUACAGGACAUUCCUGUGUGACUCUCCUUUCAGCUCUGCAAUCGUUUUUCCUCAUCGCUCUCUGAGCAAGACAGAGAGAGAGUUUCGGAAAAGACUCCUGGCUUUCCCGGAAGGGAGCAUACAGGAAGUUUUACCUCCAGCUUACAAACCAGCCUCUCUCCUACCUCUUGUUCUCCCGCUCCGCCUCUUCUGCUGGCUUCCAUCCUCUGAGCCGCAGCCUCCAGGCUACCUUUUUGUUUCUUUCAGCCACACCUCCUUCAAAACCCUCAAUCUGGGAAAGUGGAACUAGAAUCUCUGAGAUCGGCUAGGCUUCGACAGAGCACAUUUCAUCAUUUAACUUUUGGAAGAAUCUUUUUUUUUUGUCUUGGGGGAUUGAUGGAGGGAUGAUAAUUGCAUAAGUACAACAGAAGUGAGAGAAAUGAACUUGACGUAUUUUAGUUCAUGCCGAAUGAUAUUGAGAUUUGUAUCGUGGCCAUGUGUACUUGUUUUCAUUUCCCGUUAAUGGCUGCUUGUACGUUUCUCCUGCGCAGCUGCAGGCUGUGUGGCCCUUAUACAGCAUGUGUUCUCCGUCAGAAACGCUGAACCCUAGGAAUUCAGCUACACCCUGGCUGAGCUCAAAGGGGAAUUCCACCAGUUUGUUCCACAUUUCUGCAUUAUUCCGUUUUUGAGGUGUAAACAAAGUCAUUCUGCGUGGUUUGAAACAGUUCGUCGUAGUAGAACUUACAUGUUUACUUCACAGUGGUGGCGAUGUGCUGAACCGGGGGACACAAUGUCUAAUAUAGUCUUUCAUUUACUUUCCAAAAGCACCAGUGAAUUUACAUGUAUGGUGAGUUUUUAUAGGUAACACUGAUAAUGGUGAAAUAAUGAUAAAUCUGAUAUAUAUAUAUAUAUAUAUAUAUAUAUAUAUAUAUAUAUAUAUAUACUGUAUAUAGGUCAAAACCUUUACUCAAAAUAUUUCUCAAAACAAAAUCCCAGGUAUCAGGCAGCAUAUUCAUAAAAAAAAUAUGUAAUAACUUUCUGAGAUGCAGCUUUUAGAGCAGGGGUCACAUUAAAAAACAGAUCCAUGGGCCAGUUGCUUCUACUUUUACAUAUAUAUAUAUAUGUAUAAACUGCUCAUUCUCUUGAACUAGACACCUGGAAUUUCUUUGUUGUUGUUUCUGUGGUGCUGUCCCAUAGAUUGUUGCUGGGGAGGGGCUGGGAGCACGAUUUAUGUUGCGGUGCAUGCUGGGCGACUGUAGUGCAGCUCAUGGUGAAAUGGGCUGCUAAUAAUAACAAUAGAAAAUUGAAUAAUUUUGCAGGACUGUGCCACGGGCCUGAUUUGCCCUGUGGGCCUUGUGUUUGGCACAUGGGUUUUAGAGGCAUUAAACUCUUCAGACAUCUGGGUCCAUCACCACCACCCUGAACAAGUUUCUCUAGAAUCAUAAAACUGACCUGAAUAACGAUGCUUACAUUUUAAAAACGUAAUUAUGCAGAAAUUUUGAGGCCCACGUGUUUGUUUUUUUUUCUAUUCACCUCAUCGUUGUGAAAAAAACGAGUAUCUAAACCGAAUUGUGUGUGUGUGUGUGUGUGUAUGAAAGCGUGCCAUAUUUUCAUUUCCGAGCACAAAGUUUUGUUCCACUUCACGUUCUUUCCAGUGCCACUUGUUUUACAGUGUUGCUGCAGCGUUUGGCCUCGUCUACGAAAAGAAGAUAUAAAAGCUGGAAAUAACCAUCAGUGUAUCUGUGUACAUUCCCAAAAGCCCCACGCCUUGAGAAACGUCUUAUUACAGAAUUCUCAACGACGAGCGUCUUAAUUGACGAGCCACCCGAACAUGAAACGUCCCACUCCAUGGACACAUCGCAGCACCGUCAGCCGGUGCCCCAUUUAUAGAAUCCAAGAAAUUAAGAUCAUCAACUGACGACGUGUCAAUGUGUUUUUAAUGGCAUAAUGAAAAAAGAGCUUGAUGUGAUUAUCAUGUGUCACAUUGUUUUUAAAUCUGAAUUCUUAGGUAAUCGUUUGUGCUAUACAUGGUGCUACUAAGGUCUGAGCAAAUAUAGAAAACAGCAGUAUGUAUUUGAAUGUACGUUUGCGAUUAAUAUGCUGUAAAUGUUAAAGUAUAUUUUAUAUGACACACAACCGGUGAAGCUAAAUUGACCUUCAGGCAUCCUUUGAGUCACGUUUUGGGUUUAGAUUAUUAUUUGAAAGCCCCCCCUUCCCGGCCCCCCCCCCCCUUCCCGGCCCCUGUAAACACUGUAAACAUUUGUUUUAACUGUAGAUUUGAGAACAGCACAUUUUAACCAUGAAUGCUUUUCUUUGCAGUUCAGUGCAUCUACAUUUGUCUGAUCCCUUUGGCCUUUUGGUAGAUUGUAACUCAGCUGUGCCUCCUUAUUUGACAGUGCACUGCACAGGGUGUAAAAUACUGCACUCAUACUGUAUGUAGUGCGCUUAACGUGUGCUCUCCCUUGUGUCGUGCGCUUGAGGGGGUGUAUGGAGUCAUUUUAAAUACACAGAGAGACCGUCACGUUUCCCUCUGGAUUGAUACAUAUUUGACAGAAGGCUCCCGUCAUGUCUCGAACAUCCUCUAAGACCACCUAUUUGUAUUGUGUCUGAGCAGAAAGCCUUUCUUUGCACCCGAUUGUGCGUUGUUAUGUCGUGAAACAGCCCCCUUGUUGCGCUACAGAAGUCCAACUUUCAGGAGAGUUUUCCCUCGGCACUUUGGAAGGGACUCCUUUAGUGGGAAGAUGAUUUUAAACCAUAACAGACAGGUUUUAACAGUGAACAAUGCCUUGUACAGUUUUAGAGAUUUAUCAGACCUAUAUUUUUGUUUCGGUUAACCCGUGAACAUUUGAUAGCGCUCAUUAGUUUGUGAAUAAAGUGUUGAAUGCCCAAA
Messenger RNA from Pygocentrus nattereri (red-bellied piranha), 6774 nucleotides. It is a transcript of the gene sulf2b, whose product is annotated as sulfatase 2b. Gene Ontology annotation, cellular component: endoplasmic reticulum; cell surface; Golgi apparatus. The transcript has 22 exons. NCBI's taxonomy places the organism in Eukaryota, Metazoa, Chordata, Actinopteri, Characiformes, Serrasalmidae. Gene Ontology annotation, molecular function: N-acetylglucosamine-6-sulfatase activity; calcium ion binding; glycosaminoglycan binding. The record is from RefSeq and is a predicted model, not a curated record. The coding region runs from base 717 to 3926 and encodes 1069 amino acids.